Messenger RNA from Cydia fagiglandana, 1542 nucleotides. RefSeq names its product putative nuclease HARBI1. The coding region runs from base 727 to 1452 and encodes 241 amino acids. The record is from RefSeq and is a predicted model, not a curated record. NCBI's taxonomy places the organism in Eukaryota, Metazoa, Arthropoda, Insecta, Lepidoptera, Tortricidae. The transcript has 5 exons.
UACCAUGAGUUUACAGUGACGAUGCUCGCUAGCGACUGCGUAAAUGAUUUCUAUGGAGAAUAGUACAGCGCCGUCGGCGGUCACUCAUAGAACUAAAAAUCGGCAGUAUGAGUUCAACGCUAGCGAUUACUUUUCGAUAGGUAUUUUACCUAGCUCGCUAGCGAGUAACGUUUGUAGCUGUUGCCUAUAGAAAUUGGUACCAUGAGUCACAUUUUUGACAUACGCUACCGAGCAAUACGUUAUCGACUGUAGUAAUCUAUUUCACUGGCAUAUUGGAGCGUGAAAACUUAUUAGAAUUCGUGUUAUAGUAUAUUUUCUUAUCAUUAUUUAUGUAAAUAAUGUCAGCAAGGCAUUAUUUGGCAUGGGAUAUGUUAGCGAAAGCUGCAUAUGAAGACGAACGACGUGAACAAGGAAAAUAUCAAGCCGAUAUGAGAAACAUAUUAAGAAACCCACUUCAACACAUAAGUGAGAAUAAUUUUAUUAAAGAAUAUAGGCUUAGCAAGGAAGCUUUUGAGGAUUUGUGUGAUUUGUUAAUAAAUCAUGCGGAUUUGAAAUCCACUCAAAGAGUGUCAGUGGAAUCAAAGUUAAGUAUAAAUUCUAUAAAAGUGUUAAGUACUUAUACAUUUUAUUUGACAUUUAUGAGUGUUAUUUUGUAAUUAACCAACAAACUAACUCUUGCAGGUUUUAUGUGCAACAACCGCUUUGAACCACCCCAAUAUUCUAAAAAUGUUUAUCAAUUUUCCAACCACACGCCAAGAAAGAGAUGACAUUAGACACAGUUUUUUCAAUAAAUAUGGAAUCCCAGGGGUGAUAGGAAGCAUUGACUGCAGCCACUUCAAGAUAUUUACACCCAAAAAGGAAGAAGAACACUUAUAUUUCUGUAGAAAGCAUUAUCACUCAAUGAAUGUACAAAUGAUAUGUGAUCAGGAUUGUAAAAUUUUAUCCAUUAAUGCUAAGUUUGGAGGUGCAGCCCAUGAUUCUUUCAUAUGGGAAAAUAGUAAUGUUAACAAUUAUAUACAGUCUUUACACAGGCGUAAUGAAAUUGUCUGGCUUUUAGGUGAUUCUGGUUACCCUCAACGGCCAUGGCUGAUGACACCAUAUUUAAACCCAACUCCCAACUCUAUUGAAGAAACUUUCAAUGCAGCCCACACUUCUGCAAGAGUUGUCAUUGAAAACACUUUUGGGCGAUUGAAGAACCGUUGGCGCUGUGUACACCGAGAUAGAAAUUUACAUUACAGGCCAGAAAAGUGCUCACAAAUUAUUAUAGCAUGUUCUGUGCUACACAACAUUGCCUUAAAGUACAAUGUUCCGGAUCCCGAAGAGAUAUGUGAACAAAAUCAAGAAUUUCAUCGAGAGGAAGUGGUGUUGGAAGAUGGAGGUGCUAGCGAUUUAUUAAUGGGGAGAGCACUACGGGAUCAGUUAGCUAGAAGACUUGCAUCAAGACGGUCAUAGUAUAAUUGUUUAAGAGUGUAAUGUUUGCAAAUAGGUACCAAGUAUCAUUUGUUAAAUAGGUAAAACAAAAAUAUACAUACACAUUUAUAA